Messenger RNA from Dendronephthya gigantea, 1940 nucleotides. RefSeq lists its product as uncharacterized. The transcript is spliced from 8 exons. The record is from RefSeq and is a predicted model, not a curated record. The coding region runs from base 513 to 1940 and encodes 475 amino acids. Gene Ontology annotation, molecular function: protein binding. NCBI's taxonomy places the organism in Eukaryota, Metazoa, Cnidaria, Anthozoa, Malacalcyonacea, Nephtheidae.
AUUUGCAUCUAUGCCAAAAGUUCGAAAAACACAAUAACAGUGCUUCCACUUUCGAAAACAUGACCCUCACUGAGGAUGAGUGGGCCGGUGGAUACAAGAUUAUGCUGUGUAUAUAAUAAUGUUCGUAUAAUAUAAUAUGUUCGACGUCACAAAGCAUCCUAAAUACCUUGCGAUUUUCGAGGGCAUUUUUGUUCCAAAUUGUUAGGAUAAUAAAGUAUUUUAAUUAAAAAAUAUUGUAAGCCAGAGCUUCAGCUGAAUAGAGGAUAAUUAUAAGUUGAUAUUUUCUUUGACCAAUCGUAACGCACUAUUCUAAACCAAUCACGUUUCAGACAAUGCAGACAAUCCGACCAAUAAGCGAUUCAAACCAAUAGUGAUUACUGCAAACCUAUUUACAAACACUGGGGUUAUAUACACAGAUAAGUGAUUAUAUACAACACGUGUUGACUUUUGACAGUUGAAAGUUGAAACAUUGUUAUUUAUAUCGGCAUCACAAAAUUUUUGAAAUUCCGAUAAUGGAUAAGGUCCCAUCCAUCGCUUAUUCGUGCGAAGAAGUAUCGGAAUGGCUUAAACUCAAUGGAUUUGAAACGUUUAGUGAUAAAUUUAUCGAAGAGGAUGUUGACGGUGAAGCGCUCGCUCUUUUAUCUGAGAAUGCACUCGAGUCUCUUGUCGACAAAGUUGGGCCAAGAAUGAAGCUUUUAGGCGUUAUUAAGAAGAUGGUUAGGAGUGAUUCUGAGUCUGUUGAAAGCGGCAACAGUGGUAGCUUGUCACGUUUGCCUUGGGAUUUAGAAUGCCCAAAUAACUCUAAAGAUCAAGAUUCGCCUCGUUGUUCUUCGCCAAUACCAAGGAAUGAUUGCUCCACUGUAAGAAAAACCUGGGUUACACCAUUUUGCCUACCUGAACGAUUUCCCCCAGCUGUACAAGAAGCCUUGUCAAAGAAUAUAGCCUUACCAAAGUUGAUUCGUGUGAAAUUUAUCCAGGCGAUUUAUGACAAGAUAUGCCUUUUUACAAUUUCACCAACACCUGACCAACGCCGUGAUGUAUGUAGGGCAAUUAUAUCAAAAUAUCCUUCCUUGGCAGAUGUUGGUGGCAGCUAUGAAACCUGGUAUCGUCAGUUAGGCGAUAAAGUUAAAAAUGAAUUAAGGCAUGAAAGGAGUGAUCCAGUUGUGCUAGCAAGAAAAAGAAAGUCAAUUGAAGGCUCGGAUUUGACAGCUAAGGUGCCAGGAAGCAGCCGAAGGGGAAUAAUAAAUUGGGAACCUCCUGCUGUUGAUGGUGAGGACCUACAUUCUAACAAAGCCCAUGUUCAAUGGAUGCAGAAGGAGUACCGAAAAAAGCACCCAAACAUGGAAGUCGUUAAGCAGAAAAUGCAACUGACUUUCUCCUUCAGAAGAAAGUACAUAAAUGCUGGGAAGUGUUCCCUUAAUGAAAUUGAUGCAAAAUACCCUUUUUUAUUUGAACAUGAUCAGUUGCAAGAUGAGUAUGAAAGAUUGGUGUCUGGCAGUAGUGUUAAAGAUUUGGUUGUUACAAACUUACGUGAGCUUGCACCUAAGAUUUUGAAAGCUGCCAGCAAGAAGAAACUCCCUCAACUUGAAGAACUGGUUCAAGCUUGCGUACAAAAUGAGGAUGAACUGGAUGAGGAGAACAGAUUGACAGAUGAUGAGAAAGUUGUUGUGGCACUUUGUACCUUGCCACACCUUUUGGAAAGGAAAACAAAAAGUAAUCCACAUCCAGAAAAUUUCCUUUAUCAGACAGCAGAAAACCCAGAGGUAUUGUUAAAGAAAGCUGCCAGCCCCAUCAGCCCAUUCAUCAUCUUUGUGGAGGACAGUGAUGGUCACAUAAUGAACAAAAUGUUUGUUGCAGGGGAAAAACAAGUUUGUUUGGAAACAGAUAACAUUUUUUCAGCAGUAUCGUCCCUUUUGUUUUGUAUUAUGUUUGUAAUUUAG